CUGUAGCCGCAGUAGGAGCAAAGCGUUAAUUUGUGCGAGGAGUUCGUCCUCGUCCUUCAGAAGGUUCCUGCUCCGCGCGUGUCGCUGCGCAGGGUGCUGGCUGGGGGUAACCGCUGUCUUUGGAAAGUUGGAAGUUUCUGAGUGCUGUGUCGGUAUUUUUGUAUUGCUGUGGCAUGGCGACGCUUGGCAGGAAUAAAGGAAUUGCCUCAUCCCGAUCUGCGAUGCUGUGAGCUCACCUUGGCUUCCCGUGUGACGCCUGGCUGACACCUCCAGCAGCUGUUGGGUUGCCCUGCAUGCAGCUGGAAGCUGCUCAGCUGCCAUAGUAACAAAUGAGGCAGAAGCACCUGUAUGGUACAGCCGCGGGAUAAGUAAUAUUAGGGAAAUAUUAUCCCUUAAUGCGCUUCAGUAGCUGGAAAUUAGAUCGAGUGCUACUGGUUGUCCUCUGAGCACUGUUGGGCCUGUGGUGAAGGGCAGGGAGGCUUCACAACAGCAUUGGGAACUGUGUGGGACGAGCUCUCCUUGAACCACCGCCAGUUUUGAAGUGAACUUCUGGUGCUUUGGACGGGUGGAGGAGCACAGUGUAGCUCUCAUUGCUGGCGGAGAAGUGCAUCGUCUUGCUUGAAAGUAUUGUACUCAUGUGCUUGAGUAUUUGCUAGCAAGUUGAUAGAGGGCUGUCCUGCUUGGAUUUAGUUAUGCGUCUGAUUGUUGCCAUUGGUUUCUGUGGUAGGUAUCGGACAGAAAGAAAACAGGGUCCCUGUCAAAGGAUUCCCUUCCACUUCCUGUGCUUGGGUUCUGUUGCCAGUGAAUGCAACCUGUUACAUCUGCGUUGGGUUUCCUUUGCCGGAGCAGGGGUGGUUAAUGGGAACAGGGGCCCUGCUAACCUGGCCAAGCACAUACAUGGGGCCUGCGAGGUGCUGUCAGUGUGUUAUGGUAGACCCAAGUGGUAAGGAUGUGAUAUAGUGGGCUUCUUUGGACUGCAACUGAAAAAUGUGUGUGGGAAAAGCUCUUGUAGUUUUAAAAGAGCUGGUUUUGUGUACAUUAGUUAUAAGUACUAUAUUAAGUAUAAAAAAACAGGACUUUAGUUCCAAGGCUGUUACGCAAGCAAUUACCCGUGAAGUCAAAGGCAUGGCAUGCCUCUGAUGUGGGAGGUGAGCGACCUUGACUGUGAGAGCCAUCCUGGAGAGACUACAAGGAGCCACGGGCAGCAGCAGGAGGGCUGUGCUUUCCCUUGGGAUGUGCCAGGGCUCAGUAGCUGUGUCUCUGUGUCAAGGAGAAGGAGAGUCUGUAGGCCCACCGCCUGUGGAAAGAGCUCAUUCUCCAAAACAAGCAGGCCAGCAAAGCUACCUGUGGGUGUUUGGUCAGAUCGGGGUGCUUGUUUUGUGCUUAUAUGCUGAAGCUGAACAUCACCACAAAUUAUACAUAGCACGAGCUGAGACCACUAACUGGGGUGUUUAUUUAUCCCACCUCAGCUAUGGCUGUUUUAUAAUCGCAUCUGUGUUAUUUGACCGCUAAAGAAGGAGAUUUCUUCUAAACAGGAAAGAAGAGCUGAGGAUGCCAUAGUAUCUGAGGGACACCGUCAGCAUGCAGCCUUGAACUCUCAGAAUGGUCGCUCAGUCUGUUUUAUUCUUGCUUGGAGCAGGCACUUCAGUGAAGCCUGGCUUCAUGGGCAGUGUUAGUGCUACCACUCUGAGAGCCUGCUGAAAGCAGUGGCAUGGAGAGGGAAGUGUGGCUGUUUUGGGGUUGUGUGUCUUCAUCAGGUGCCUCCAGUUGUGUACCAAGGCACUCAGGUUUACUUUUAGCUCCUGACAUUUCACAGUCGUGGUUUGGGGUGUUUGGGUAUUUGGGCUUUUGUGGGGAGUGAGUUCUUUAUUUGGUGGGUGUGGAUAUUUUUUGUCCCCUUCUUUUUUAGGGGAUGUGUAGGGGGGGCACAAGAGAGCACUAUUUGUCCUGUUCAUGGAAUCAACACUAUUAUAACUGCAAAGACUGUACAAACAGCUUGGUGUCAGCCUGCAGCUCCAUCUCAAAAACAGCCCCUUUCAUGCAGGGACUGCAGGGUAUUGCUGCUGUUCAAGUCUGCACAGGACCAAGUUGGUUUGCCUUGCAGCAUAUACGCCUCUAUUUUCCUUAUCACUCGAUAAGGAGAAAGCCUGGGGUAAAGCCGAAGGUGAAGAGGUAACUUUACAGAGGGAAACAAACUUACGGGCAUGUUUACGUGCAGUAGCUCACGCCUUCAGAAAUGCUUUCUGAUCAUUGAAAGGGCCGUGUGAAGACCAAUAGACUGUGCUUAGAGCUGGAGUACUUUAUAUCUUCAUUAUCACAAACUGCUGUCCCUGUAGCAGUAUAGGGUUUUUGUGCCCCAAGUAGCAUCCUAUUUUCCUAUGUCAAACAAGGCGUUAACGAUCUGAACUAUUAGCAUAAAUGGGAGCUCUGAAGAAUGUAAUGAGGAUGCUGUUGAAGCAGUGGGAUUAGUGUCUCUGUCAAUGCAGUGACAUGACUUUAUUAUGCACAUAGAAAUGUAAGUCCGUAUUAUUUUUGUUUUGAUGGUUGCAUUAGACAUGAAUCCCUGUUUCACAAAACGACUUGCUGCAAAAUACUGAGGAUGUGGGGCUGUGCUCUUAGACGUUCUUCUACAGCAAAAUUCAGAUCGGACUAAACGAAGGGAGUCUGUUUUGUGCAAUGGAAGAGUGAGUGUAGCUUUUGAGAUCAGUUUGGGUUUCCAGAUUGUAAUGCAUGUCACUGAAGCAGCCAGCUAUGUGUAUGUCAUUUAAUCUGUUGUGAUCUUUAUUUUGUAAGCUGUGUGUAAUCUCUUCGGCUGUGGCCAAACUCAGUGUCCUUUAAGCUGUGAUUGUUCUGCAUUUCUUUCUUCACCGCAAUAAGGCAUUUCGUUCAGUGGGAGAACGUGCCGACCUUCCAAUAACUGAUUCAGAUUAAGUAAUAAUUAGAUGUAAUUACUGUUCCUAGGGGGAAAGUAAUUCUGCCUUACUGAAAUUCUUUUGUCUUCAAUUCACCUACUCUGUUCUUAUGGAAAUACAAAGCGAAGUGCUUUUGGCACUCCUUUCAAGCUGCUGACUUGUGUUUAAUCUGCUGCCACUGCUCGGUUUCUGCGGUCAGGUAAUCUGCAUCCACAUACUUCUGUGCUGCCAGCAGUGAGCAAUGCUCACCCAAGUAACACGGGGCUUGCUGAACAGUGCAGUGCAGCAGCUCUCCAUCCCAUCCACCUGCCCCUGCAUGGCUCCACGAGGCAGCUCGGUGCCUGCCUUUCUGCUCCCGCCUCUUGCGUCAGAUUUCGCAAGGUUGGAGGAGCAGAGUUGUUUUUUCCUGCCCAGUAACAAACUAGUUUUAUUACUUCCAGUGCUUAUGGGAUAUCUCGUGUAACUUGUGUCCCCGUGUCAGGCAGCAGAUCUGACGUGUGUGUGGUGGGGAAUUAUUUGGAACUCAGAGGCCAGACCCAGAAUUUCCCGCCCAAAUGGGUGUCCUGGUGAGGACCAGAGCUCUGCAGACCCUGUCCACAUCUGUUUGAGGUUACGUAGAGCUGGACAACCAUUCUUGUUAGGCAAGCACACUUUUUGCCUGUGCUGACAGACUUUAUGUUGAAUAUUCCUAUGGUAUUGAUUAUAAGUAUAAAAAUAUAAAACUAUUUUGUAAUGAUGGACAAAUGUAGAAAAUGGGCUUUAGAGGUAGCUUUACAUUUAAGAAGCUCUUGAAUUGUUCUGGUUUUAAUUUCACUUCAGUGAACAGAAUCUAUUUUUUACCAGUGCAGUUGGGUAGUUUUAACUUUCACAUUGCCUCCUGCGUUCUGUUUCUCUACACCAAGUAGAUCUAGCCCCAUGUGUUUCUGGAUAUACUUGAUCUGAGAAGGUUGGAUUAGAUAGAAAUGGACUGGCAGCACUCGCUCUUUUCUAAGGAGAGAGAAGGAAACAAUUUGUCAGACCCUAGUUUAGGUGAUGGUGUAGUACAGUCAUCCCUGUCCCACUCACAGAUGUAGCGAUGGAUUAACAGAGCCAGCCAUCAAGGCCACUUGUAAGGUCCAGUCUUAAGCAAAAUGUAUCCAUGGAUCUCCAUGACCCUUGGCCUUAAAUAUGUGCAAGGAGCAAAAUCCACCUGCUGUUAACUCCUGUUGACAAGAAUUCCCCCAGCUGGCAUGUCUGAAGAAGAGCUCAUCAAAUCCUUGGUGUCUCGUUAUGCAGAUAAUUAUCAUGUCCCGUGCCUGCCAGCACAACUGUGAUGUUUGGUGACUGCUAGCAGCUGAAUUUGGGGGUGCUUAGAAUGACUCUAGAAGCCAAAUACAUCCAUUUCUGAUGCUGGAAACAUUGUAACAUUUGGCCUGAACUGUUCUUUUUGCCUUUUGACUUUGAUUUCAUGAGUGGCAUCUCACUCCAAAGUGUAGUGGAUCAUUCUUACUGGGAGAAAAAUGGCUUUCAGAAAUGUUCAUUAAAUGCCAGGUCAACUAAAAUGUCUGUAAUUAUGUACUAACUUCAGCUAGCGCGCUUGACAACAUGACACCUGUCCCCUCUUACAUUUUUAUUAUCAGUUAUGCUGUUUUUGUAGUGACUUCUGAUCAGAAAGCACAUAUUAUGUCAAAAGUUUGUGUGAAUAAGAUAGCUUUUUUUUCCCCUUUUCUUCCCAUUUCCUCAAUGAAUAACUUGCUGAAGGUACUCCCCCUGUCCAUGUCCCCUCUGAGCUGCCUCCUUGCAGCCUGCCCUGCGGCCCCACAGCUGUGUGCAUUGGGAGUGGAUGACAUGGGAGGGAUGGAGGAUCCCACGGCUGGAGAAAUUGACAGGAUAAAGAUUGCUGGGUUUUGGUGAGAGGUUUCACUUCCUAGUCUAUUGAAGUUGUAAGGACUCACCUGAGAGUUUUUAUUUUUCUUGAGCCUUUCUUGGAGAUUCAUCAUAUCACUCUCCGAGGAGCAAUUUGAAAAAGAAAGUUGUGACGCAGCCAAGGAAAGAGUCAUUUUGGAGGUUUUCUUUUUCCAAACUCCGUGUGUCUUCAUGGUGCUGAGGGUAAUUGUUAGCUGACAGGCAUUCACCACUGCUACUUCCAAAAAAGAAAACAGAAAGCACUGAGGAAAGGAUUUCCCCCAACCCCCACCUUUUUAGGAGUAUUGGAUGAAUGAGUAUACAUCUUCCCUUGGAAUUGGAGUAUUCCAUUCGGGUAUAGAGGUGUAUGGCCGAGAAUUUGCCUAUGGUGGUCACCCAUACCCUUUUUCUGGAAUAUUUGAAAUUUCUCCAGGAAAUGCUUCCGAGCUAGGAGAGACAUUUAAAUUUAAAGAGGCUGUGGUUCUAGGCAGCACUGACUUCAUGGAAGAUGAUAUAGAAAAAAUAGUAGAAGAGCUUGGAAAAGAAUUCAAAGGAAAUGCUUAUCACCUAAUGCACAAAAACUGCAAUCACUUUUCUUCAGCUUUAUCUGAGAUUCUGUGUGGAAAAGAGAUUCCACGAUGGGUGAAUCGCCUCGCCUACUUCAGCUCUUGUAUACCGUUUCUCCAGAGCUGUCUGCCGAAGGAAUGGCUGACUCCUGCAGCCCUCCAGUCCAGUGUCAGCCAGGAGCUACAGGACGAGCUGGAGGAAGCUGAGGACGCAGCAGCAUCUGCUUCCUUGGCAAGCUCAGCAUCUGGGUCUAGAACUGGACGCCACACCAAAUUAUAAGUCCUCCUCCAAAGUACUAAAUGGUUUGAAAUACUUCAGUUUAAUCUCUCCAGCAAUUGACUUUCUGACAGAACGUGAGAGCUGACUCCAGAACAUUGUCUUUAUAUGCAAAAAUGGCUCUCAUCAGCCCCUGUUUCAGCUCAGGAUUAUUUAAGUAGCGAAAAGAAUUGCUGUGAGAAAAGGGAAGGAUGUUGUGUGAAGCCACCCUUUUCAUUUUCACCUGUUUGCUAGACCUGAGUUAACAUCUUGUAUAAAGUAGAACUUAAAUUAUUUGUUUACAGUAUUGUGUACUGCUGUUUACAAGUCCUAUAAGGACUCCUGCCACCAUGGAAGAAGAGAGAACGUGAGUUUUGCUGGUGUAACUCGAAGGCAGUGGUAUGAUGAUGCCCUGGCUAUGAACUCUCCCCUUUGUUUUCAAGACCUAAGGCAGGUGAAACUUAAAUUUCUGAGAAAUGCUAGAAACUGCUGAAUGCUAUCCAUGUGAACAGGGUACCGUACACUCAAAGUGGCUGAUGUAAACAGGUAGAUUGCAGGAUGUAGGGAGACUGAUUUUUGUGUAAGAUCUGUUAUUGAAGUAUGACCUCUACAUUCAUGAAGCUGAGGAUUUUUGCACAUAUGAAGUGAAAUUUCUAUCUCAUUACACUGCCCACUGAUCCCUCACAUUUUGUUUUUUCUUUUAAAUUCAGCCAUGCAGUUUGCAUAGUAUCUUCUGUCCAUAUUUACAGUCUACUUCAACCAGAAUUUAGAUCUAUGAUUAUCGCCUCUUAAAAACAUCAACAGUUUUUUCACGGUUUGUGUUACUUGAUUUAAAACUUGUAUAUACAAAGUUAGUGCUUGUAUUAUUUUUUUUUUUUAAUUUUAUUAUUAUUUCACGUAGUUUGAAUAGCAUAAUACAAGCCAUUUAUGGUUGGGGAAUGGCCUUGCUUCCUGCUGCUGAUUUUGCUUCAUUUAAGUUUAUAAGCAUCAAUGGGUUUUGGUUUUGUUUUUUUUUUAACCGAUAUAUUAGCACCCGGUUGGUUGUGCAUAUCUGCACAAAUUACAGAGAAAUCUUAAUUUAUUUUCCCACAGUUUCUAUCUGUGGCAUUAACUUUCCUGUCAGAUGUAACGAAGAAAGACCUGAAAAUUGCUUAUGCACCUGCGUGUUUACACAGCAGAACCUGCUAAUCUGCACACGUAAUUAUGUCUGAAGGUAAGAGAUGCUAUUUUCUAAAACACAGAAGUAUGUUUGCUGGUAGAUUAUAAUUAGAGCUAAGUUAUAAUUAGUGAUCAGAAUAUAUAAUGGAAUGCCUUAUUCUUGUUCACUUACCAAGAGAAUUAAUGGUUCUUCCAGUCAUUAGUGUGAAUUGGCGAGGUUCUGUUGUGCACAUGAGGAUACAGUAGCACAAAUAUGAGGGAGGUGAGCUUGUGUAUGUUGUAAGACUCGCUGCCUUAAACUGUAACAAAACAUCUAUAAACUGAUGAGCUCUCCAAGAAGUGUGCAUUACUAGAAACAUAAAUGAUUUUUACAAGCUUUAUUUUUGAUCUGUUGCUCAGUUUAAUUUUUUCCAUCAAGUGAAGUACUGACUCUAACUUUUCUGUUGUUCAAAAGGGGAAAAAAAAAAAUCCUCCUAGGAGGCAAGAAUGCUUAAUGCUGUGUAUUCUCCAGGCCAUGGGUAGUCAGUGCCAUGAACCCUUCAGGAAGGUACAGUAGGUUAUGUUCUAGUAAGAAUUUGCAUCAUGGCCAACUCAAUUCAUGGUUGAAAAGAGCAAGAAGUUUUUCUUCUGGCAGUUGGGCUGAAGCCUUUGGAAGACAGCCUUGAAGCUUUCACUCAUCUUCUGUGAUACACUGUAGUGACAGAAAGAUAAGCUAGUAUUCAGUACUGAGGAAGAAUCAAGAGCCAUUUUUUUCAGAAGAGUGGGAUAGUUGUAGAAGUCUUGUUAUCUGUGCUUUGGUACAUGUAUUAAUGAUCUCUUCUACCAAGUGGGAAAUGCUCAAGACUGACAAGUCUACCAUGAUAUUUCUUUGCUCUCCAGAAUUUGGACAUACUGACUCGUUUUGUUUUUCCACUUGAAUCUCUGAAUUGGGGGUGGGUUUUUUGGUUUAUUUUUUCCUGGUGUGAAAAUGAGCAUGGUGGUCUCCAGUCAGCUCUCAAGCAUUACAGAAUGAACUAUUGCACUGCUCACAGCUAAGGUGACAGACUGUAGGUGUGUCGUUCCGUCUCUCCUGUGCAGCUGUAGUAGUAAUGUGACUCUUGGCCAAGGCAGGUCCUUUAUUUCAGCUCAGGGUUGAGGCCACUGAUCUAGCAACGUACUGUAGCUCUUCCUAGGUUUUAGGAAAAAUAAAUAGGAUAAAUUUUCAUUGCUACCUAAUUCUUCUGUACCAAAACCAGCUUUUUAGGCUUCUCAGAUAUCCAGAGCUCUAGAUCUCAAAUCUCUACACCUUCAUUAACACAACUACAGUAUGUACAAUGCAAGAAAGUGACAGAUCACAGCACAGUUUUUGUUUAGAAGUAAAACUAAGAAUAUUUUUUAUAAAGCAGACUGGAAAGUUUGUAACAAUUGUUCAUUUUAUCAGUAGCUGUACAGACGAAAAUACUGUCUUACACUCCACUUUUUGUUUAAAUACAUCCAUUUGUAAGUCCUGUGAGGAAACUGACACCUGAACCCUGAAGGCUGUUGGGUAUUGCAUCCAAGCAAGUGGUACUGUAACUUCAAUCACGUGCUGUGAACUUGGCCUCCGCUGGAUGCCCGCAAGAAGUCACCCUGCCAGCGGUUACUCCGAUCUGUUAGCAAUAGAGCAAGUUACCUUUCACCAGCAUUACUGCCAAGCAGGGAUUACUUUAGUCUACUAAUGACCACACUGUGCUAGGACUAGAACACUCCAAAAUGCUGUGAGAAAGCUGGACACCUGUGGAGUCUUUUCCAUCAAAACGGGUAGAAAAAUAAUUUGCUACUUCAGGGUUCUGCUCUGUUUACUUUCUCAUUCUCCUUUAGUUUUCUGUAAGGUAAUCCUUUUGAUACCUAGUGUACUCCUUAACUGUCAUUUUAUUUAAAUGCCAUUUUCAGUUCAGCAAGCCAAAAAAAAUCCAAUGUACUGUCAGUGUGCACCAGAAACUUCAGAGUGGCUUGGUAAAAAUAUACUUGCAUUACUUCUAAAAUUUGCAAUGCAAUUCUGAUCACUAUUGAUACAUGGUAAUUUUCACUGUUGGAAGUUGGUUACAAGCUGAAUAAUCACUGAUGCAUUUUGUUUUGUAAACUUGUAUUCAAGUUUACUGUACUACGUAGUAUUUGUAUAAAAUUCAAAGAAUUUUGACUUUGUUACCUUGUACAUGGCAACAAGUUGUCUAGCAUCUUAAAUCCAUCUGUUUAUUAAAAAUACUUUUAUAAAAAAAGA
This is a messenger RNA of Centrocercus urophasianus (Greater sage-grouse), 9015 nucleotides long. It is a transcript of the gene DESI2, whose product is annotated as desumoylating isopeptidase 2. Gene Ontology annotation, biological process: protein deubiquitination. NCBI's taxonomy places the organism in Eukaryota, Metazoa, Chordata, Aves, Galliformes, Phasianidae. The transcript has 5 exons. The record is from RefSeq and is a predicted model, not a curated record. The coding region runs from base 5106 to 5642 and encodes 178 amino acids. Gene Ontology annotation, molecular function: deubiquitinase activity.